Eurytemora carolleeae is the source of this 4348-nucleotide messenger RNA. It is a transcript of the gene Eogt, whose product is annotated as EGF domain-specific O-linked N-acetylglucosamine transferase. Lineage: Eukaryota; Metazoa; Arthropoda; Copepoda; Calanoida; Temoridae. The transcript has 12 exons. Gene Ontology annotation, molecular function: protein N-acetylglucosaminyltransferase activity. Bases 23 to 1603 code for a protein of 526 amino acids. The record is from RefSeq and is a predicted model, not a curated record. Gene Ontology annotation, cellular component: endoplasmic reticulum lumen.
AGAAUGAUUAACUGAUUACAAAAUGAAGAUCUGGAUUUUGUGGUUGUCUCUUCCAAUUUUAAACUCCAGGUUCUCCCCGAAUCUACCAGAGUCCCUUCUACCCAACUUCUACUCUCAGUACCCUGGCCUAGAUCCUCGUCAGAGACCAGUAGAGACUGCAGGUCAAAGAGGACUAACCCAUCAAAACGGAGGACAGAAUGAUUAUGAAAAUAAAAAAUGUUGGGGUUACGAACCUGGUUGCAAGAAAAAGUUUAGAUUUUCGUCUCCAUCUUGUCCUGGAGAUUUCACCGGGUGGGCCUCAAGCCGUUCCGAGGCCAAGGACUUGUUCUACAACCAGGCGGACUUCGGGUUCGUCAAGGAACAGAUUAAGGAAUUGAAAAACUACUGCAAGGACUCGUCGGCCUCAAAUUCCUCCUCGACCUCCACCUUCUCGGGCUCCUCAUCCUCGGCAUCUCACACCUCCACCUCCUCCCUGCUGUGCUCGAAGAACCUGAUGUUCUGCACGGCUAGUCAUCUUCUGUUAGACCUAAGACAUGUCAAGGAUCGGAGUGAUAGAGAAAAUCUCCGAUAUAAGAUGGAUGUUCUCUCCCCCGGAGAUAUCCAGGUGCACUGUAACCUAGACCAGGACGGAGUAAACAAACAGCUUGAGUUCAUGUCUCCACUACAAUCCUGGGCUCCAGAACUCAGAAAUAUCAGAGAAGCCAAGGAGGCCAUAACAGCCGCAAAUCCGUCAUGUGACGUGUACAUAGAUAAGCCCGUGUACAUAAUGAAACUAGACGCGGCAGUGAACAUGUACCACCAUUUUUGCGAUUUCUUCAACUUGUUCGCAUCUCUGUUCAUCAGAGAUGCCAUCUUGAAAAAUGGAACAGAACAAUUCAAUAGAAAUAAUCAGAUCUUGAUUUGGGAAAACAUGAAAUAUUAUUCAAACUUCGGAGCAGCUUGGGAGGCCUUUACGGAGAACCCUGUUCAGAAUUUGGAAACUUUUGUUGGGAAAAGAGUUUGUUUUAAGAAUGCAGUCUUCCCAUUACUGCCCAGGUUUGAAGAAUGCAGGUUGACCCUAUUAGCGAGGAAGACAAAGUACAGGAGGAUAGAGAAUGAGGCUGAGCUGGUAAACAGCCUCCAGAAAUCUGGCAGGUUCGAGGUCAACCUUGCAAGGUUUGAUCACAGGGUUCCAUUCAAAUUUCAAUUGGAAGCUAUUAAAAACACAGAUAUUUUGGUUGGAAUCCAUGGGGCUGGAUUGACCCAUAUGCUGUUUCUACCUGACUGGGCUGGAGUAUUUGAACUAUAUCAUUGUAAGGACCCAGGCUGCUACAGUGACCUAGCAAGGUUGCGAGGUUUAAAAUAUCUGACCUGGGAGAAGAUGACCAAGUUGACCAGCCUUGAGGUCGAGGGAUCUCCGUACACUGGGCCAGCACACCAGAAGUUUAGGAAUUACAAGUUUGAUGUUGAAGAGUUCAUGAGGUUGAUUUCUAUCCUUGAGGACAGAGUUAGGGAGGACAACAGGUUCAAGGACAGCAGGGACAAGAGUGAGAAUAAGAAGGACAAGAUGAAAACAGAUAAAAGAGAUGAAAAUGAGAAACUAAGAUUCUAUGAAGAACUUUAAACACACAUUUUUAUUUUUACAACUUAUUUUAUAAAAUUUCCUUUUAUUGGUUUAAAAUCUCAUGUUCGUAAUUUAAUACCUCGUAGUUAUUUUCUGAUUAUUUUAAUUGAAAACUCUCUGAUCUUGAGAAUUUCUAAAUAUUUGUUUAUCUUUUAAAGUUUUGUUAUUCCCCGAAGAAUUGGCUGAAAUUUCUGCUGAGUUUCUUUUUAAUGUUUUCUCUAAUUCCCUCCAGCAAACAUUUAUCAGGAUAAUAGCUAAACUAUGUAAUAACAAGAGAGGGGUUGAGUGAUUAAUCCGAGCCUCCCUGCUCUACCCCCCCCCCCUCUUUUUCUCCAAUAAAAUUCAUUUACAACCAAAUCUAUUGGAAAUGGGAAAAGCUGUAACCUUACUCUUCAGAAUCAAGAUUACACAGAUAAGACCAGUAUUGGGUAUCCUGGGUGAUCAGUUUUAGAAACAUUCAAUAUUUUUUAAGCUGAGAGACUACACAAAUAUUUAAAAGACUACACAAAUAUUUAAAAGACUACACAAAUAUCUAAAAGACUACACAAAUAUUUAAAAGACUACACAAAAAUCUAAACGACUACACAAAUAUCUCAAAAACUACAGAAAUAUCUAAAAGUCUUUAUUAAAUGGUUAUUUUUUAACAAUUUUAUUUUAAAUACAUUCUGAAAAAUUUUGGCUCUGGCUAAAAAUCUUUCUGAUGCCAGCAACAGUAACACCCAUUCGUUUGUUUACUAAAGAUUUCCGGUAUUUUUAAUUUUUUUAUUAUUAUUUUCUGUUCGAGUAUAUAAAAAUGUUCAAAUUGUAAUUUAUAAGCAAACUUUUAUGAAACUUCUCAAAUUUUUGUGAAAUUGAAGCUUCAUAAAAUUUAAAAAAAACUUAUGUUAAAACUAGAACAAAUAAAAAACGAUGCAAUAGUUUAGGAACCUCCUUUACAGAUCCAUAACAAUUUACAACUCAAGGUUGAACCAGUAAUUCUGCACACAAUACUUGAUACUGUUUGUCCUAUCAGUGUAAUCUGUGGUAUCAAGGUUGUUUUUAAUUAGUUAGUUUUAUGUUGGGGGGGAGGGGGGAUAGGUUUAUGUUGGGAGAAAUCCUGCGGGAAAAUAUAAUUUAUUAAGCUUCUCUCUUAAUUUGUUUCUUUCCGUAAUUAGUUUUUUUAUUUAGACAUUUUUAGACAAUACAUAUUAAUAUGUUAUAUGUAUGUAUAUCUAUGAUACUUAUUAGUUACCAAAUUACAGGGACCAACUUACUUUUCCAAAGAGUUUUCUGAUAAAAAAAUGAAAACGAUCUGCACAAGUAAAUUCGUUAUGUUAAUUAAAAGCUGAAACUGGUAUUCUGGAAUGAUGUUGGAUGUCCUGUACCUAACUAACAACAACAACAAAAAUUCAUAGAUCAUUGGAAGCAACAUUAAAAUGUUGUCUUUUAUAAAAGGCUAAUCAUGCAAAAAAGUCAGAUUACAAGCUUUAUGGACUUGUUUCAUUCUUGAUUUAUUUAUUAAUGUUUGAACCAUGGAUGGACUUCCCUAAAGGCCUGAUUUGAUUUUAUGUGAUUUUAAAAAAUGCAGUCUGCUAAUAUAAAUGGUAAUAAUAAAGUCAUAUUUUAAUCAGCUUUUAAUCCCAUAACAUGAUCAUGUAAUAUUUUAAACGAAGGGUGUCCGAUAAAAGAUGUAACAGAAUUAUUCUGGGGACACCCUGUAAUAAAACCCUCUACUCCUAACCUUGCCUUUACUGUAAUCUAUCUGUGAUAACAAGUAUUAUUAACCAGUCUCAAGAAACCUGCAGGGAUAUUUCUAGGGGAGUUUGUCAGUUUUUUUUACAAAUCAUAUUUUCUUAUUUUCCAACUAACAAAUAUUAUCACAUUUUUCUUUUUUAACAAAUAACUAAUUUUUAUCCAUAAUAAUGUUCACUUAACUUGCCAAAAAAUUAUGUUCUUUGAAAAAGAGAAUUUGAUUGAAUAAAGCAAUCAAAUUUCUAUAAUCACUAUAUCUUUGCAUUCUGAUGGUGUAACUCUCAGAUAUUUUAAAUAUAGAUAUUUCAUUUGAACACAAUUCAUAAUUUUACGGGUUGUGGAUAUGAAGGGAUUCGAAAAUUAGAAAUUGUGGCGAUUGUUCAGUUCUUUAACAAUUGGAAGAUUGUAUUCCUGUAAACAAAGUGGAUGUGAACUCUUAUAUUGGCAGUUUCGCCCUGUAUACCAAUUUAGUUACAUUCAUAUUUUUUUCUUGAACAUUUAACAGUUAAAAUAUGAUAAAAUUUGACACUAAAAAAUGGGUUUGCAAGUUUGUUACUAUUACUUUAUACCAAAUUAAUUUUGUAUUGACCAAUUGUAACAUUGCUCUCACUAUGUAACAUUUAUUUAACCAAUUAUAAUUAUAAUUGUAUUCACCGUGUGUAACAUUAUGUAACCAAUUAUAACAUUGUAUUCACCGUGUGUAACAUUAUGUAACCAAUCGUAAUAUUGUAUUCACCGUGUGUAACAUUUAUGUAAACAUUUUUAACAUUUAUUUACCAUUUAUAGCAUUAAUUAAACCACAAUUGUGAAAAAUUUAAUUAAAGCAAAAAUUAUCCCCACAAAUAAAAAUUAAAUAACGGUCCCUGAAGACAAUCCCAGUUUUGUUAUAAAACAAACGGGUUAAUUGAACAUUAGUCACAAGAAUUUAGCUUAAAUCUAGUCUUCAAUAAGUUCUAACAUUGUAACAGUAUUAAUUAUCUAAAUUCUGUUCAUUACUUGAAUAAUAGUUUCAGA